AUCAGCUGACAUUGUCACAUGACUGCUACAUCAUGGCCGAACACAGGCAAUAACAACUAGGAAGCAAAUUGCGAUCAAAUUGAGAAGUAGUGUGUGUCCAUUUGGAAAAGUAUGGCACGUGGUGAGUGGUCACCUGGUGAAAAAGGCGAUGUGCUCCCGUGAGCAGGCCCCGAAGGAGGAUCGCAAAAUGCACCCGUUCUCUUGUGAGGAGGACAGCUCUAUGGAGCAGCUCUUCAGUUUUUUCACGCUGUGCUUACAGUGUGGGGACUGGGAGCUUGCUCAAGCUUGUGUGCCUCAGCUGAAUAACACCACAUGCACAAGCACACAGUGCUUGCAGGACAUUCUAAAAUCCUUAGUGACCUGUCCAUAUGUGCUCAAGUGGGAGACGGUGGGCAGUCCGCACAGACUGGCAUGGCUAUGGCUGAAGAUUUCAGAGAGAUGGGCACAUGAGCAGGUUGCUGUGCGGGUUAAGAACGAACUAGAGUUUCUUCUGAUCGUGGAGGAGCUGGAGAACAUGGUGCCAGAGGAAGUGCUUAAGGAACUGCACCAGGCUUUCAGGAGUGUCCAGAUAGAGAAGAAGGGGACCAUGGUGAUCCUGAGUGCGGAGGCUGAGUGCUGCCUUGGGACGCUGCUGGAUAGAAGUCGCCCCAGGCUUGCCCAGGCCCUGGUCCAUUUCCUGCAAGGCCACAGAGCUGAUGAUGAUGCAUGCGAUAGGAAGCACCUGCUACAGGAGGCCUUCAUCCAAUUCCUGUUGGCAAAAGUGCAACAGUCAGGGCAGGCUGAGGUUGGCUGGGAGGAGAAACUGUAUUCGGCACUGGCUGUCAUGCCCUGGGGCCCGGAGCCAGUGGAGGGGCAGCUGCAUGACCUGUGUAGGGCCCUGUGGGCUGCCAGCACUGGCCCGCUCAGUGAGGAGAGAGUGCUGAGCUCCUUACUACGCCCUCGCUGUCAUGCCGCUCUCUCCUUCUACUGCUCUAUGGCUGUGCAGCUCCAGAGAGACGAGCUGCUGAAGGACGUGGCCGCAUCACAAGUAGACCUGACUGAGGCAGGGAAAUUGAUGCUUGGGCUCUGUUGUCAUGCUGAGCGUGCAUCUGCAUGGAAGGCCAUCUACUUUGAGUGUCUGAGCAGCAAUAAGCACUUCCUGGAUCAGGUUCUGAUCACAGCGCUGGACCUGAUUAGGAGGGAGGAGUUCUCCAGGCUGAAGGACCUUACAGCUGCCGAAUUCCACCCUCUCUCCCGUCUCUUGUUGCUCCUGGGUUGGACUCACUUGCAGAGUCUGGGCUCAGCACAAAAGCUGCUGGAAACUCUUCACCACAGUCAGGCACUAGCCAAUGAUUCUGUCCUGAAGGACUUUGUUGAUGGUUUGUCCUCACAGUUGGGAGUUCUUGAGUGGUGUGCCAAAAACAGCCCAGGGACUCCCAGCGCCGCCCUCCUGGCCCAGCUGCACACUCUGGACAGCCACUCCUCCCUCUUCAUCCUGCAGUCGUUAACCCCGCUUCCUCAGCUGGAUGAGCGUAAGGUUCUGGAGCUGUUUGGCUUGGCCCACUCUCCCAGCUCAGGUGAUACAGACACUGCCCAUCCUGUUGACACACCGAAUCUGUCUGCGCGGAGGAACGUGGUGCUCUUCCAGGGCUUCUGUGCCAUGAAAUAUGCUCUAUACGCAAUUUGCGUCAAUGCCCACAAGUACUCUGGCUGUAGGGACUGUUUAGUGGCAAAAGAGCCGCAGGAGCUAGAGUCAAAGAUUGAGCAAGACCAGACUUCCACUCUCUCUCAAGGUUUUUCCGUAUUAUUUCAGUAUUACCUGUCCGAGUGCCAGCUUUACCUGGAAGCCGUGCCCGCCCUGUUUCGGCUUGAACUCUUGGAGAAUAUCUUUUCGUUGCUCUUUCUGUCUAGUGCUGACUUUGUCCUUAGUCGGGAGAGGGACAUUGAGCAUGGACUGCCCCAUGAACAGUACUUGCCAUCUCGGUGCGGUUUGGAAAAGUCUGACAAUCCCGAAUUCAGAAAGGAGAGUAAAGGUGGUGGAGUAGUGGUGGAUUGGACCCUGCAGCAACCCCAACAGCCCGGAAGACACACACUACAAAAUCUGGUGUGUAAUUAUGUGGAUCUGGGCCAUUUUAUCCAGGAUUGCAAGGGAUUCCUGGUAGAUACAGUGGCUAUGGAAGGUUUUCUAAGGCUUUUGAGAGAGAGCCUGGAGGGGGUUUGUGUGGUAGGCCAAAGGGAUGGCCUGGAAGAGGGAAGAGCGUUGGCUGGGGAGGAAGAGAUGGCCGAGAGCCUGGGCUGCUCCGUAACUCCAGAGACAUUCGGAACGCGUCUCCAGAGGCUCUCCAAACGGAUCGCUGAGGCACAUUGGAGACUGCAGGUUAUCACUAGUAACCAUGGCAGCAGCAGCAAUGGGCAAAUACCGACCACAAAAUUAGUCAGCAGAGUUCCAUCUCUGAAACACAAUGGAGGGAUGAAGAGGAGGAAGAAGAGCAGGCGACACCGUACGGAGCGGCAUUCUACAGCGGAGCAGCACAACGGAGAGGUCAGCACCAGCACGUCAGAUGGAAGUGUUGGUGUAGCAGGCGCUCCGGCAGAGCAGGAGCCGUGUCCGUGUGGAGGUCCUCACAGCUGGCUAAUUCCAGCCAUGCUGUCGAGCCCAGAGUCACUGCUCAUAUCCUGUAUCCGCCGGGGGAACUUUCUGGAGGCUCAUCAGGUCUCUCUCAUGUUUGGUUUGGAUGGCUCCGCCUGCUCUGGCGAGUUGGUCUUUAUGGAGCACCACCGAGAUGUCCUUGUAGAGCUGGGCUGCGUGGAGCAGAAGAUAGAGAACCAGGUAGCAGAUGGAUCGGCCAGUGGACGCAGCAGACUUGGCAGCAGUGGAAGGUCCACGCUGCAGGCCAUCGGGAGUGCUGCCGCGGCAGGCAUGGCCUUCUACUCUAUCUCAGACAUGGCAGAUAUGCUCCUCAGCACCCCAGGACGCCCAGUGCCCUCUUUGGAGGAGGACUACUGGCUAAAUCACAAGGUACCAGACCCCUCUGGCGUGCUCCAUGCUCUGCUGGAGGAGUUCAGUCCUGCCAGCAUGGCGACCUUCGACCUGGCCUGCUGUCACUGUCUGCUGUGGAAGACUUCCCGGCAGCUGCUGGAGACAGCAGAGCGCAGGCUGAACACCACUUUGGAAGGGCGAGGAGUAAGAACGGACUCUACGGUGCCCCAUUCUCAUGGGAUUAAGGGGUUUCCUGCUGUGCUUCAGCAGAUCAGCAAGAUCAUAAACCACUCUGUCAGCGGCAAAGGCUCUCCCAGGGCCGAACUGCCGAGCGAGGAGUCCGCAGCUGCGAGUCCGUUUGGCUGCAGCGCUCGGGAGGUGCUGCUCUGCUUGCAUCCGGUUCUGACCGAAGAGGACAUUUCUGCACGACUCUCCCUGGCCCAACAUCUAGAGCAGACCCUGUGCACCCUGGCAUCCGCUACAGACUCUGCAGCUGAUGGCCGUGUGGGCGGGGGGCUUCUGGCUGCCUUAGUGGAACAGGCGAGCUUCAAGCAGUCCGAGUUGGACUCUCAUCCCGUGCGUUCCCAAAUGAAGCAGUUACUCCGCACUUUGGACCAGCUCUGUCCAUCUGAACCCGACAGCGCCCCCUUUAGGCCAGAUUACGUGCGUAGCUUCCUGGACUACGUCAACACAUUGGCUGUGGUACUAGUCCGGAGCCUUAGUUCGGAAGACCAAACAAGCGAAGUCAAGCUCGGAAACCCUCUGCUAGUUCUGCUGCAACUUCCUUCUCAGCUAGUCUCUCACCUGCUCUUUGACCGACAGGUUUCUCCCAUCAGGGUGUCGUCCUUGCUGGAACAGGAGGGCUUGGGUUUGAACAUCCAGCAAGUGAUCGUCCAGCGGUGCUGUGAGACACUCCCAGUUUGGGAAACCUGCUGUGAAAGUAUGGGAGAGACUGGGAGAAAGACUGGGGGCCUUCUUAGCUUGAAUAGUGUCAAAGUCUUCCUCCAGAAGUACAGUCAGGAGCAUCCUCUCACCGUGUGCCCCAGCAGCUGUGAUGCGCCUCCCUCCUCUGAUUCAGAUGCAUCUCCAGAGGAGGCAGCUUCUCUAAGUUCAGGAGCAAACUCUUCGCAGUCUUCCCCGGCAUCCUCUAGCUCCUCCAGCUCGCUUCUCCUGACCCCCUCGUCUCUAUCCUUCCUGAAGUCCCACUCCCCUAUCCUGGCAGUUCUUGCCUGCCUGAGCGCUUGCCGCGGUGGAGCCGGCCGGACCGGGUCCGCCUGGCCCGGCCUCCCCGCCUACUUCCGCAGUGGCCGAAAGGAGGGCGUCCUGGACAUCGAACAAGUCGCUCGGGAAGCGGAGGCCCUGUUGAAGGACCUCCCGAUCCUUCAUGCCUACCUUCAGACCAUGGCCCAGCCGGUGCUGGGGCCCGUGGGCAGCCCCGAAGGCAGCGGCGCCGUGUCUGGCUUGAGUGCUUCCCUGUGUGGUUUGCCGCUAGCCGGCCUGCUGCUCUCCGGCCUGCAUCGAGCCUCAGCCUGUUCUGCGGCCGCCGGAGCGUUCCAACAGGCGCUGACCGACCGAGACGUAGAACGUGCCUUAAAUCUUUUAGAACUGUAUGGGCAGGACAGCCACCAGGAGCAGAAGCUACGGGAUUCCUUGCUGGCGUGUUCAGCCCUACGAGAGGGGAACAGGACUAUGGAGCAUCUUUUUCGAGUAGAAGAUGCGGAGCUGAGAGCGCGUGUGGCCCUUCAGGGCCUGGAGCAGUGGCCGCUGGCAUCGUGCCUCGAGCUGCUGCGCUUUUGCCUGAGCGACGGCAAUACCGAGUGCAGCCUGAAGGAGGAGCUAGAACUGAAGAAGCAGGAACUCCAGAUCUACCAAAGGAUGCUGAAUUUGCAACCCCCAUUGCCCUGGGCAACAUGGCAGGAGCUGAAAGUUCAGUCUGGGUGCAACACUGAGGCAGUCUUCUGCAUGAUGCUGGAAGCCAAUGAGUUCCAGUUGUGUGGACAAUGGGUCCAGCUAUAUCCAGUUUCUAUGCAACUUAGGCUACAGCUCCAGACCGAACACCUGCUUCACCUGCUGGAGAGGGGACAGAUGGAAGAAGCCUUUCAGCUGCUGGAGAGUCUGACGGACUCAGCCCUGUGCUUAGAAGUUUGUGAGCAUGCUCUGGACCGGCGGCCUGGGCUGGCUGCGUGUCACUUCCUGGCCGAUUACCUUACGCUGCAUUUCCAGGACGGCAUGUCUCCUGCCCGCCGUCAUCUCAUCCAUGCCCUGCAUCUAGGUUCCAAGGUACUGCUGACCCUGCCCCCAGACGCUCAGGAGGACUAUUUCCCACUGCUGUCGAACCCCCUGCUCAUGCUGGAGCAGCUGCUCAUGAACCUGAAGGUGGACUGGGCGGCAGUUGCAGUACGCACGCUUCGGGGUCUACUGCUGGGCCAGGAGUGCAUCAUCAGUCCCGGCGACAUUGAUGCGCUGUUGUCCAGUUAUGCACGCAAGGCCCUGGAGUUCCCCUACGCUCCCAGAGAGAGGACACGUUCUGACUCAGUCAUUAGUCUUCAAGACGUCCUGACGCAGUGUCCUGCUCAGGAGAGCAGCUCCUCCUCAGCAAGUUUGGAGACGUCACCUUCCACUUCAGGCAGCACCCCUGUGCACACGCCCUGCGCCGGAGGGGGUCGCAGAACCAAGCCCACUGCUUAUUUCACACCCCCAGAAAAACCCCCCAGCCGCAAAGACUGGAUCCCUGACCAUCAGCAGUCCGUCUGCAUGGUUUGUCUCCGUGAGAGAUUCACCAUGUUCAACAGAAGGCACCAUUGCCGGCGCUGUGGGCGUCUGGUGUGCCAGGCGUGCUCUGGGCACCGCAUGCCGCUCGAGGGCUUUGCCGAGGACACGUCGCGGGUCUGCAACCAGUGCUACGGCUUCUUCCACCCCGUCACCGAUGAGGAAAUGGAACCAGCAGAAGUAGCUGGCAGUCCUGUGACUAAUGAAGAGUGUUUCUAUGGGGUCCUUACGCUGCCUGAGGUCUCUCGGCGCCAGUAUCGCCUCAGCAUGGAUCCUGCAGAGAACCUGCAGCUGCAGAGCGAGUUCUACUAUGAGCAGGGCCCCAGUUCUUCCCUUUGCAUCGCUAUCCUCUCUCUGCACAGCGACCAUGUGGCCUGUGGCCACCAGUUAAUCGAUCACUGCCACUCUCUCUCACGGGGCCUGACUAACCCCGAGGUCGAUGCCAGACUCCUUACUGACAUCAUGCGGCAGCUACUCUUCAGCGCCAAGCUCAUGUUCGUCAAGGCAGGCCAGAACCAGGACCUUGCACUGUGUGACAGUUAUAUAAGCAAAGUGGAUGUACUGAAGAUUCUGGUAGUGGCGAACUACAAGUACGUUCCUUCUCUGGACGAUAUUUCGGAAUCCGCUGCCAUAACGAGGCUUCGCAACCAGCUACUGGAGGCAGAAUACUAUCAACUGGCUGUAGAGGUGUCCACUAAAAGUGCCCUGGACCCCGGCGGGGUGUGGCAUGCUUGGGGUAUAGCUUCUCUGAAGGCCGGCAGUCUUACGAUCGCACGGGAGAAAUUUGCUCGCUGUCUGAAGGCUCCAGUUGACCGUAACCAGCUCAACCAUGGUCCGCGACUGCUGCGGGAGAUAAUUCAGCACCUGGAGUCUACAGUCUGGUCCUCACAUACUCAGCAUGCUGAGCAGGACAUCUUGGCGUCCCUGAGGGAGCUGGAGGAGACUCUGGCUGAUCCCGGCUCGCAAGACAACUCCAACGGGCAGGGCCAGCAAAACUGUUACUACGAGGAGUGUCUCUAUUACCUGCAUCAUUACGGCACUCACCUGGCAAUAGUUAGCUUUUACAUGCGACAUGAUGACAUGAAGGGGGCGCUGUUGCAUCUACGCAGCAAGGAGUGCCCAGAGGAGGUGUUCCUGGAGGGUGUCCUGCAGCCCAGCCUAGAGCAGGGGCGCCUGGGAGCCCUACAGGGUCUCUUGGAGGGACUUGACCCCAGCCUGGAGAACUGGAGCCGCUACCUUAUUGCCUCCUGCCAGUUUCUGCAGCGUCGCGGACAUUUUCACACCCUCUACCAGCUGCAGCAAUUUAUGAUGGACCAUGUGCGGGCGGCCAUGACUUGCAUCCGCUUCUUUGCACACGGUGCCAAGUCCUACUUGCAGCUGGGGGAGCAGCAGCGCUGGCUGGUCAGGGCCAAGGAGCACCUGAGGACCUACCUGCAGGAACAGCAGGGCCGCUGCUCCAGCCGCAGGAAGUCCUCCAGCACCUUCCGCAAGAAGAUGUCCUCCUCUGAUGUGUCCCGGCACAUGAACACCAUUGAGCUGCAACUGGAGGUCACACGCUUCCUGCACCGCUGUGAGAGCUCCGCCGGCCCUGGCCACGCCCCCCAAGCUCAGCCCCCAGCUAGCAAUGCCCCCCCACCCACCCUCUUUGAGGGCAGCUCCAUGAAGGUUGAUGUGGCCUGCAAGGUAAUGCUGGGGGGGAAGAAUAUUGAAGAAGGAUUUGGAAUCGCAUACAGAGUGAUUCAGGACUUCCAGCUGGAAUCCCCGGCGGUGUACGUGCGGACGGGCCAGUGGCUUGUCCGCCAGCGGCAGUACGGGGCAGUGAGGCAGCUUCUGAAGUGUGUAGGGGAGUCAGGGGCUGCCACCAAGAACGACUGUGACAGGAUUGUGCUGAGUUGUGUCUCCGCCGCCGACAAAGGGCCUGCCGAUGCCAAAGAGCUAGAGAGUCUGAUUUUGGAGUCAAAGAGUGUAGAGAACAAGAUAAACGGCUACCUGCUGUGCAGCAAACUGCGAGCCGCCUACCUGCUGGCGGUAAAGCUGGAGCCCGGCCGCGCCGGCCCCCUAGUGGCGGAAGUAAUGCAAGCCGCAGAAAAGACCGGAGACUCCAUCAUGCAGGACAUCUGCCGCCAGUGGCUGGCAGAGCACCAGGACCGGCCCCCGCGGCAGCAGGUGCGCAGCAACGCCAGAUGACGCAUGGAAAAAUGCGGCGAUGUGGAAUGCGCAGAGCCAGUGGAGGUUAUUGCUGCUGCCGCAAUAUGAUUAAAGGUCGUUUGACUGUUAGACUGUCGUGCAUCAUCCUCACAUGGAGGCUGAGAUGUCAUCACAAAUUUUUUGUCAGAGGAGGGAGAAAAGAAAUCGAUAAUAAUUCGAUAUUAAGUACUUAGUUGCAGUUAAUUCUUCACUAAAAUUAUUGUAAUUUAGAUAAAAAUGAUCCCUUAUGUUUAUGAAAAGGGAUUAUUCCAUAAACCUCAGUGUUUAUGUAAUACAUGUGGUAUUGUUAUAUUCAGCAUUCUGUGUUUAUUUCAAGUUUAUGUACAGUAGAAGCUUUUUUUCUGUAAAGGUUCCAUUUCUAAGAUGUAGUGUUACUGUUCAUGUAGGUCUGUUCACUCUGUCUGUCCGUGAGGCUCCCAAAUGGCCAGUCAUGUCCGCCCUUUGCUUUUUGUAGAUACUGGCAGGAACUGUGAGCAGAUUUUGGGGAAGUCAGACUGAAUUCUAAAAAUCUGUGAGAAACUACAAGUGUUUGGAUUUAAAAAGGGAUGCGGAUCAUGAUUUUGCAAAAUGAACAUUUUUCUGCCAGUGUUAUAAAUUUGCAUAUGCCGUAAAAUGAAAUUUGCAUUCAGCACACCGACGUAAUAAAUUACAAUGUUACAAAUUUUUUUGUGACAGAACAGGCAACAAAUUUUCACGCCCUUCCUGUUGCCUCUUGCUAAUCCCUGUUCUGUGGUUUCUAACCUUAGAACGAUCUGCUUGUCUGUAGUGUACUCUCAGCCAUCCUAUGCACUAGAGAAGCUCUUUUUAAAUACUGUAAAUGUCACAAAAAUAUUGGGAAAUGCAAGGAAUGUUGACACACCUGGUCAUUGACAAUUGUCACAUUGAAUCUACGUGCCUAUAUUGUUCAUAAUCGGUGAAGUAAUUUUAAUCCUCAGAUGUGUAUCUGAACCUUAAUCUUCUAAGAAAUAAGGUAGCUUACCUUAAUGAGAUUAAUGGGAGUGCCAACUAUACACUGAACUUUGAGAUACAUUUAAAAUUCACUGUAACACUGUACUAAUGUAAAACUGUAAAUGUUGCAUUUUCUUGCCUGGUAUAUCACUGCCGUCAACUUUAUAUCAGGGUAAUUUCUUCAUUUUAGUCCUGAAUUUGUCCGGUUUUGUCCUUAACGUGAUGGCUCUUGUGAAAGGCCCCUCGCUUUCUUAAGGGGUCACUUCUGCAAACUGCAUGUUGCCCUAACAGUGCUACAGAACCGGUUCAGUAAGAGACAGUGCUCUUUUCCGUAUGGGUCUAGCUCUUUGUACCAAGUUGGCUUCAUCAGAAGUGUGCCUUUAUUCCAAACACAUAAUAAAAUACUGAAAUGUU
This is a messenger RNA of Paramormyrops kingsleyae, 9298 nucleotides long. RefSeq names its product zinc finger, FYVE domain containing 26 (gene zfyve26). Gene Ontology annotation, biological process: double-strand break repair via homologous recombination; mitotic cytokinesis; regulation of cytokinesis. Gene Ontology annotation, cellular component: midbody; lysosomal membrane; centrosome. Lineage: Eukaryota; Metazoa; Chordata; Actinopteri; Osteoglossiformes; Mormyridae. The record is from RefSeq and is a predicted model, not a curated record. Gene Ontology annotation, molecular function: metal ion binding; phosphatidylinositol-3-phosphate binding.